ACGACUACCUGUCGUCAGAUGUUGGCUUUGCGUCAAUGGUAGGGAAGCUAUUUUAAUUUCGAAUUUUGGAUGACCCUGAUGUACACUAUUAAGUAUAGGAUAUACAUCAGUACUUCGUUUCAACAAUUGAGUAACAAAAUCAAAAAUUUUCAAAAAAAAGAAAAAUCAUGUCGAAGAUGAACGAACCACCAAAAUAUUAUGGAAAAAGGAGGAGCAUUGUUCGUAGAAUUGGUUCAAUGUUACCUUUAAAACCACCACCAAAAAUAUAUGUUAGUGUUACGCCUUUACACUCAAUGACAAGUUCUAUGAUUAAUGAAGAAAGCAAUGGUGAUUGCACAGAUAUUAAUGGAUAUGGGCCUGCAAGGCUGUCUAAUGUUAGACCAGAUUUAUUGGAGCCUAUUAGUUUUGGAUCUGAAGUUCGAUUACUUGCUUUAGAACAGGAACUUCAAGAACUUAGGGAACAAGUUUCAGCAAUAGUGAAAAAUAAUAAACAAUCUAGAUAUACAUCUACUGCUUCUUUAGCAAAUGGAACAGAUAGUGAAAAUACAACACAAUUACAACAACCACCACCACCACGACCACCACCACCACCACCACUACCACUACCACUAUUACCACUACCACCACCAACUCCUCAUAUUGCAAGAAGAGCAAGUUUGCAAGAUCAUAAAGUUGAAGAGCGUAAAAGAGGACCAUUUGCUUCUCAAGCAUCUAUGAUAGAUGUAUUCAAAGAUAUUGAUAAUGUUAAAUUGAAGCCAAUUGCUAGGUCACCUGGAGGACGACCUCUUCGUGUAAGACGCGAUAAUAGUCCAUGCAAUGAUUUACAAGAAAUACUUAGAAGACGUUAUGUUGCAAUGAAUUCAGCUGAUAGUAAAAAUUCAGUUAAUUUGACAAUAGAUGACUCAAGUGAUGCGUGAAAAUAGUUUGAAUCUUUUUCAAUGUGCAUUGUGUGUAAUGAAGAUAUCAUGUAAUAUUUUGGAUGAUAUUAAUAAUAGGAUAGCACAUCCGAUUAAUCAAUUUGGUUACAACAUCAAGAUAAUGCAACAUUCAGCAUGCAAUGAAGGGAUUAUGUAAGCA
Molecule: messenger RNA, 1077 nt
Organism: Habropoda laboriosa
Lineage: Eukaryota; Metazoa; Arthropoda; Insecta; Hymenoptera; Apidae
Product: mitochondrial fission regulator 2-like
Exons: 5
Coding region: 168-917 (249 amino acids)
Source: RefSeq, a predicted model, not a curated record